Chaetomium fimeti is the source of this 2958-nucleotide messenger RNA. RefSeq lists its product as uncharacterized. Gene Ontology annotation, molecular function: protein binding. The record is from RefSeq and is a predicted model, not a curated record. NCBI's taxonomy places the organism in Eukaryota, Fungi, Ascomycota, Sordariomycetes, Sordariales, Chaetomiaceae. The transcript has 3 exons. Bases 479 to 2650 code for a protein of 723 amino acids.
UCGCAAGUCAAGAGGCCCCAAGGGCUCCAUGAUUUGCCUGAGGGCUGAGCAAUCGUCUAAACCCUUUCAAUCUUCCGCAGCGUGAUGGGUUGAUCGUCCGGCUGCCUUUGUUCGCCAGUUUUUGAACAGAGUUCCCCGACCUCCAGCCUUUCCCAACUUUUUUCGCCUGGUGCCCCAGUUCUUGUUCGCCAGGAAACCCCCUCCACGACUUCUGGCCGCUCGUGCAUCCGACGAAAAAAAAACCGAGUUGCUCACAAUUGCAUGCGCACCCACUCCCGAUAACUAACCUAGGAUACCCGGCGCUUGGUACCCUCCCCCAAAUCCUCCCAGCUAUUUUUGCCCUGAUGCACCGGCAGCGAUACACUGCCUGACCUUGUCCCGGGAGUCACGCCGUUUUGACGCUUCAUUUUGCGGGACCAACCGCAUAUUACAAUCCGGACCCCGGUAGUUGACGACUUUCUGCUGCAAUACCUUGCAAAUGAAGUUUUUCUCUAAAAUAUCGUCCAAAAAGCCAAACUCCGCCGACGAGGAGGAGGACGACCAAGCCGGUUUCUUCGAAUCGUCGCAACCAUCCUCGCCCACCAAGUCGCCCACCAAAUCUCCCACCAAGUCUCAGCCUCCCACAAAAUCCUCAGGUUCCCGGUCGCCCACUAAAAAGGCCUCUUCUUCCCAACGCCCCCCCUCGCCGAACUCGCGCGAGUCCAAGCCGCAGACGCCGCGCACCUCGCGCCCCUUUGGGCGGCACCCAACCGACGCCGGGCGCCGAAAAAAGAUCGACCCGGACACUCACCCCCUCAACCUGCCGCCUGAGCAGCGCAAGCGUCUGUCGGAACUCUCUGCUAUGAGCGCCCGCAAUUCAAUGGAUGUCGACAAAGAGCCCGUCACCGGAGGCAACCCCUCCUCGCCUCCCCCCCCGCAGGCGCCGCCGCCGCAAUACCAGCAGACACGGCCGGCGAACCCUCCGUCCCACCAGAAUACUUUCACCGUGCCUGUGACGAACGGCGCCGACGUGCCGUCGACAAACGACGCCGCCGAGGAAGAAGUCGUCCCCGCUCCCCCGCCUCACCGAUCGCAGCCUUCCAGCCCGGUGCAAUCAGAUGCCGAGCAGGCCGAAUCAUUCAAGAAUGAGGGCAAUAAGUUCUUCAAGGCGGGUGACUAUACCCAUGCCGUCGAGUUCUACACCAAAGCCGUCGUCCUUCAACCCAGCUCGGCCACCUACUUAGGAAACCGGGCCGCGGCAUUCAUGUCCGCCGGUAAAUACGGUGAUGCUUUAGAGGACUGCAAGCGGGCUGUUGACUUGGAUCCCCGCAACCCCAAGAUCCUCCUCCGUCUUGCUCGUAUUCACACCAGCCUGGGCCAGCCCGAGGAUGCCAUUGCCACAUUCGGCCGCAUCCAGCCGCCGCCGUCCGCGAAGGACAUGGCGCCCGCCAAGGAUAUGCUUCGUCAUCUCCGGGCCGCACAGCAGGCUCUCAGGGAUGGCACGGCCGCAUCCAUGGUUUUGUAUCCCCUCGACAUGGCGGAGAAGCUGCUCGGCAUCGGUGCGCUAAAGCCCAGAAAGUGGCAGCUCAUGCGGGGCGAGGCGCUCCUGAAGAUGGGCGAUGCCAAUUCUCUUGGCGAGGCCCAAAACAUUGCCAUGUCCCUCCUGCGCAUGAACAGCCAAGAUCCCGAGGCUCUGGUACUGCGGGGCCGGGCGCUCUAUUCACAGGGUGAGAAUGACAAAGCCGUCCAACACUUCCGGAAGGCACUUAGCUGCGAUCCCGAUUUCAGGGACGCUAUUAAGUGGCUCCGGACCGUGCAGAAGCUGGAGAGGAUGAAGGAGGACGGCAACACCCAGUACAAGGCUGGGCGGUGGCAAGCAGCUCUCGACCUCUACACAUCCGCCCUUGACGUCGACCCGGCGAACAAGGGAACCAACUCCAAGAUCCUGCAGAACAGAGCCCUGUGCCGCAUCAAGCUCAAGCAGUACGAUGAUGCCAUCGCUGACUGCGAGAAAGCGGUCAGCCUUGAUCCCCAGUACAUGAAGGCCCGGAAAACCAAGGCCACCGCCCUGGGCCUGGCGGAGAAGUGGGAGGCGUCAGUCCGGGAGUGGAAAUCGAUCCAGGAGCUCGACCCCGAGGAUCGGACCAUCGCCAAGGAAGUCCGGAAGGCGGAGCUAGAACUCAAGAAGUCGCUAAGAAAGGAUUACUACAAGAUCCUCGGUGUCGAAAAGACGGCGACCGACAACGAGAUCAAGAAGGCCUACCGGAGGCUGGCCAUCGUCCACCACCCCGACAAGAACCCCGGCGACGCCGAUGCCGAAGCUCGCUUCAAGGAUAUCAGCGAGGCAUACGAGACCCUGAUUGAUCCGCAGAAGCGUGAGCGGUAUGACAGCGGUGUAGACCUAGCCGACCCGUCAGACAUGUUCGGCGGCGGCGGCGGUAUGGGCGGUGGCAUCGACCCCGAGAUCAUCUUCUCCAUGAUGGGAGGCAUGGGCGGUGGUAUGCCCGGUGGCAUGGGAGGAGGCAUGGGCGGCGGCAUGGGCGGCGGCAUGGGCGGCGGCGGACCGUUCGGCGGCGGCGGCGGUGGCGGCUUCCCUGGUGGCCCCGGCUUCUCGUUCAACGACCGGGGCCGCGGCAGAGGAGGCUUCCCGCAAGGCUUCCAGUUCUCUUGACAACCCGACUACGAGGGAGAAUCGACUGAUGCCGGGAGCGAAGGUGACACCUCUGACGAGGAUGACCAUGACAGCCGACAGCAGCGACGGAGCCAAGGCCAAGGCGGGUGGGCCCGUAGAAACGGGACCGGCGUCAAGGAGGCUUGGCGGGCCGAAGCCGAAGAGCAGAAGGAUAGACGGCUGGAACAGCUGCGUCGGUUCUGGCUGGUGCUGGUCGUGGCUGCCGUGCUUCUCCCUCCGUAUGUCUUGGGUGUGCUGGUGGCGGGCAGCGCAGUUGUGUACAUUUGCAUGGGGGUGGUGACGAGGUC